GCGAUCCUCGUUCCCCGAAGGAGAAAGAAGAUAAAGAUAGAGGUGACGAAGAGAUGAUCAAGGUCUACGACGGCAACAACUCCCUCAGACGACGGAUAUUUCGCGUGAUCUCGGUGCCACGGCAAGCAACCACGGAACAGGUCCUGACCGCGGCGCUUCAUGCAUUUCAUAUUACGAAAGAUCCUAGCAACUUUUACCUCACCGACCUGUAUGCCACGGAUGAGACCGAAUUAUGCGAUCCUACGCCGGUUCUAAACUUGAGUCGCAAAGAGGGCAAACGUCCGGCUGUCUUCUUACGAUUUAAGGAUAGCGAGACUGGCGAAGUGCGUGUCUAUCCAGGCAAGCUACAGGUAUCAGACUCAUUCUGCAUAGUACCUGUCGCCGAAACCACCACGGUUGCGGACUUAAUCGAAGAAGCGCUUCAGAAGUUCGGUUUAGAGAAUUUCAAAUCGGAGGAUUACAGAUGUAGCGAGAUCCUUCUGGAUCGAGGUGUCACCGAAAAAGUUCUGACCCGUGAGGAGAAGCCAUGGGAGAUUGUGAAGCAACUGGGCAAAGAUUCGAUCAGGCAGAUGGAGUUGAUGCGAUUUUAUCUGCAGCUAAAGCAAGAUCCUCAUGGACCUAAUUUAGCUUUAUUUGUGGGAAACCUACCAGUGAAUCAACCCGAAAGAAUCUACGAGAAUAUAUUGACUGAACUCUUAGGCAAAGAAAACAAAUUCUCCUCAAUCGGUACAAUAUAUUACGAGUACGGCUCGAUGGUAAUUAUCUACGAGGAUGCAAAUAAGGCAGUUAGGGCGUUGUACACCUUACAGGAAUCAAAAUACGAGGAUAAACAUCUUUUAGUCAUGCCGCUGCCGAGUAUCGAACCGACCAUGGUUCCAUCAGACGUGCAACCUUUGCUAGUUUUCGUCAACGUGAAAUCGGGGGGCUGCCAGGGGCUUCAGUUAAUCUCCAGUUUUCGUAAACUUUUGAAUCCGUAUCAAGUGUUCGAUCUGGACAAUGGCGGACCACUUCCUGGACUCUACGUUUUCCGUCACAUAAGGGACUACAAAAUCUUGGUUUGUGGCGGGGAUGGAACAAUAGGAUGGGUGCUGCAGUGUUUAGACAAUGUCGGUCAGGACAGCGAGUGUUCCUCGCCUGCCUGCGCCAUUGUUCCACUUGGUACCGGAAACGAUCUCGCGCGUGUGCUUUGCUGGGGUUCCGGUUACACCGGCGACGAAGAUCCCUUGAAUCUGCUACGAGAUGUGAUCGACGCGGAGGAGUCACAGCUGGACAGGUGGACAGUCGUUUUUCAUACAGAGGAGAAGGAAGACAAGCAGUUGAGCAACAACCCAGGAGGGGCCGGCGCGACCAACGAAGACAACACACAAAUAUACGUAAUGAACAACUACUUCGGAAUCGGUGUCGAUGCCGAGCUGUGUUUGGCCUUCCACAAAGCCAGGGAAGAAAAUCCGGAUAAAUUCAGAAGCAGAUUUCGCAACAAGGGAAUGUACGUGACGAUGGCUCUACGGCAGAUGGUAAAAAAAACAGCUUGCAAAGAUUUACACACGAAAAUCCGAUUGGAGGUGGAUGGAAGACUCGUCGAGUUGCCUCAAGUCGAAGGGAUUAUUAUUCUGAAUAUUUUAAGUUGGGGCUCUGGGGCGAAUCCCUGGGGACCAGACACCAAGGUAGAUCAGUUUUAUACACCAAACCAUUGGGAUGGGAUCCUGGAAGUGGUUGGAGUCACGGGUGUGCUGCAUCUAGGACAAAUUCAGUCUAGUAUUCGAGGAGGGAUGAGGAUAGCCCAGGGAGGACAUAUAAAGAUUCAUUUGCAGUCUGAUAUACCAGUACAAGUGGACGGAGAGCCAUGGAUCCAGAGCGCAGGGGAUAUCGUAGUUUUAAAAUCAGCGUUGACGGUAAUCUUGGCGACGAUGCUGAAGAAGACCAAGGGUAAAAUGAAACGGCGUAACACAGAGUCCAGCAUGCAGCUGGCCCUUCAGGCGGCGCCAUCGGGCGAACCGGAACCGGAAGUUUUCUGAGUGACCGAACGUUCCUCGUGCAGACGGACGGAGGACGCAGCACGGCGUGAUCGCGGGCGAAACCGGCGGCACAGCUCUCUCACGCGCAGCAAACGUAAUCGGCCACGAAAAUCGUCCGUCUGAAACGGCCAGGAACGCACGAAAAAUGUUCACCUCGUCGAACAAACACAACCGACCCACGACGUGUACAAGAUCACCGAUGACGACACUCAACCCAACAAUGAGAAGAACGCAUGGGAGCUGCUCCAG
Dufourea novaeangliae is the source of this 2264-nucleotide messenger RNA. Its product is annotated as diacylglycerol kinase theta-like. Gene Ontology annotation, biological process: lipid phosphorylation; intracellular signal transduction; diacylglycerol metabolic process. NCBI's taxonomy places the organism in Eukaryota, Metazoa, Arthropoda, Insecta, Hymenoptera, Halictidae. Gene Ontology annotation, molecular function: ATP-dependent diacylglycerol kinase activity; nucleic acid binding. The transcript has 12 exons. The record is from RefSeq and is a predicted model, not a curated record. Bases 54 to 2015 code for a protein of 653 amino acids.